AUGAGGGGUACAGUUCCCAUUCUGCAGCCCAGCGGCUUUCAGAAGCUGGUGGAGAUGGCUGAUACCUGUCUUCAUGCUUAUUGUUUGGUCACUGCUUUCUGUGCCUUCGUCGUCACUCAGACUGGGUUUGCUGUGGAACAAUCAUCUCGUCCUAAUGCCGCAUUGUUCUUCGAAGACGAUCGGAGCUUGUUGGUUGAAGAGGCUACUGAAGCUCGGAAGCAUCUCGAUCCUUUCACAGAUCCUGUGCGACAAAAUAUUAUCAUCGCAUUCCUUCUUUAUGGGUGUCAUAUUGGUUUGGGAAAUCAAAGACAUGCAUAUUACUUCCUCCGUGAGGCUACAACGCUCUAUACCGCCAGUGCUCUCGAAAGCCAAGCCACCUCGGCGCAAGCAGACGACACGGAUCCCUCUUUGGCAGGCAACUUGUUUUGGUUAUUAAUAGUAUCAGAGAGGGCUCAUGCAAUUCGACGACACAGACCAAUCACCCUCAAGGUCACACCCCAAAGCCCGCAGUUGGAGGAUGAUCCCCGGUCAGAGGCAUCGGCUGUUGGGUUUCGCUGUUUAACUCAUCUCUAUCUCCCUUUCGAUGAAGAAUUUUUGGGUCACUGGAAUGGCACUCAUACGACGUGCUCGAUUGAAUCCCUUGUUGCCCUUGAGGAACGCAUUCGAAGCGCGGUACCUGCAGAUCUUGAUUUGCCAGAUGUAAUCAUGGCUGAUCUGAGAGUGUCUCAGCAGUGGCUACGAAUUAUGAUAUGGCAGUUAUCUACCACUGCUGGCUUUCUGUCGACCAAUCCUUCUCAUGAAUGCAUGGAUUUCCGCUACCCCUUGCUGAUUGCUCAGGAUCUCUGCCUUGCAACAUGGAAAUUGUCCCGGCAAAGUAUGGAAACUCAUGGAAUUGGGCUGAUCGAGAAGAUAUUUGAGGUUGCGUGUACCUUGAUCGACGUGAUGGCAUGCCUUUCAGCGGCUGGGCUUCGUUCUUCGGGAUUCAAGCUUGGCCCACAAGACUAUCUCAAACAUUUCUCCUCUCUAAUCUACGAUUUACCAGGAGGGCGGCGAAGAUUCCUUCCUCUUCUUUUUACCAAAAUUGGCCAAACGCUGCCUUCAAUGGUAGACCCGAUCACCAUCCAUCUGAAUCUCCUACCUAACCCAUUGCUGAGCUCAACAGACAAUAUCCAAUCUACAUCAACUAUAGCCCGAAACGAAGCUGCCAUUGAAGCUUCAGCCGAGACUGUCACUGAUUCUAUCUCUGAUGAUUGGGCGUACGGAAAUUUCAACUAUGCGGAGAUGAGCCGCAUUGGUGAUAAAACGCCAGAGAUUGAUGAAGCAUUUCUUCAAUACUCGACUUAUUUCCCUUGA
Molecule: messenger RNA, 1353 nt
Organism: Penicillium antarcticum
Lineage: Eukaryota; Fungi; Ascomycota; Eurotiomycetes; Eurotiales; Aspergillaceae
Exons: 3
Coding region: 1-1353 (450 amino acids)
Source: RefSeq, a predicted model, not a curated record